AUGAGUGAUUUAGCUGUUUUUGCGACCCUUUUACUUAUUUCCACUGCAGAAGCUUCAAAUUCGAGGAGCCACGCCUGUGGCUCGGCGCAUGCAGCUUCCCCGCCUAGAAUAACUUCAUCAGCUCCAGCUCCAGCUCCAGCUCCAGCCCUAGCUCCAGCUCCAGCCCUUUCCGCUGAAUCACCCAAAAAUGAUCCGGCACCGGAUGCUGCAAUGAUAUUUGAUGUUACCAUGUAUGGAGCAGUGGGAGAUGGUAAGACAGAGAAUGGCAUGAUAAUCGAACAUGGAGUGUCGACAUCAAAAGUAUACUCUGCAUUCUUAGCAGCAUGGGAUGAUGCAUGCAAUCAUCCUGGAAAAUCCACUUUAUUAGUACCCAAUGGGACAUUCUUCAUUGGCCCAAUCUCAUUUAUUGGCCCUUGUCAAAACAAUCAAUCCCCAAAGGUAGAGAUCAGAGGGACUUUGAAGGCUCCUUCCAGCCUCAAGGCCUUCCCCACACCCUCCUGGAUUAUGUUCCGACAAUUGCAGAGCCUGAUUCUCACUGGAGAAACCACAACAAACACAUCUUUGUUUGAUGCCCAAGGAGAAGAAUCAUGGAGACAUGCCGAUUGCAGACACAAACUAAAAUGCCAGUUCCCUACAUCAAUAAUAUUGGUCAAUGUUACAAAUGGGAAUAUCAGCAACAUCACUCUAAAGAAUGGUAAGGGAUUCCAUAUGGGCAUCAUAAACAGUGACAAUGUCACUGUCCAUGGCGUCAACAUUACAGCCCCCUGGAACAGCCCCAACACCGAUGGCGUCCACAUCGGUUACUCCACCAACAUCCACAUCACUUCUUCCACAAUUGGAGUCGGAGAUGACUGCGUCUCCAUUGGACCCGGCAGCAUCAACAUAACUGUUUUCAACACCAAAUGUGGCCCAGGUCAUGGUAUCAGUGUGGGGAGCCUAGGCAAAUACUCAGCUGAGAAGGAUGUGGUGGGAGUCAGAGUGAAGAACUGUACAAUCAAUGGCACCCAAAAUGGGGUCAGGAUCAAAACAUGGCCCGGAUCUCCGGCAAGCAAGGCGUCUAGUUUUUGGUUUGAGGACAUUGUAAUGAUCAAUGUCUCAAACCCCAUAAUCAUAGAUCAAGAGUACUGUCCCUGGUCUACCUGCACCAGCUCCAAACCCUCACUUGUGAAGCUCAGUGACAUUCAUUUCACGAACAUCAGGGGCACUUUUAAUACCAAGUCUGCAGUAGCUUUGAUGUGCAGUUCUAGUGUUCCUUGCGAGGAUAUACAGCUUCUUAACAUUAAUCUGACCCACACAAUGGCAAGCAGCCUUCAAGGAGGAGGCCACUUGAGUGUGAAGGGUGCUCUUCAUGGUCUAGAAAUUAAUGGUUCUAGCUUCUGA
Molecule: messenger RNA, 1380 nt
Organism: Vitis riparia (riverbank grape)
Lineage: Eukaryota; Viridiplantae; Streptophyta; Magnoliopsida; Vitales; Vitaceae
Product: exopolygalacturonase-like
Exons: 6
Coding region: 1-1380 (459 amino acids)
Biological process (GO): carbohydrate metabolic process
Molecular function (GO): polygalacturonase activity
Source: RefSeq, a predicted model, not a curated record